AGCGAGAGGAGCCGAGGAAGAAUAUAUCCAUCCUAACAUCCACCCACCCACACACCAGACACACAUACCUUAUUCUCCGCCGUUUCUUGGCCUCCGGAAAUCUCCUCCCCCAAGUUGCAAGCAUGGGCGGGUUCAGCCUCAGCGGCGCUACAGGUCUCGCGGCGUACCGCGAGGAAGACGACGAGGAGCUGUUCGAGACGUCGUCUUCGAUCUCCGGCGACUCCGACGAUGAGGGCCACCAGCUCUCCGAUGGAGAGGGGGGCGCCUAUGAUUUGUCAUCUGUGAUGGCACAGCUCCCUGUCAAGAAAGGGCUAUCCAGAUACUACGACGGCAAGUCCCAGUCCUUCGCGUGCAUGUCUGAAGUGCGAUGCCUGGAAGAUCUGCGCAAGAAAGAGACGCCCUACAAGAAGAUCAAGACAUCAAGGAGUAGCGUCGCGUUAGACGAAGAGCAGGACUGUCAUACGCCGGGUCGUACGAACAGCAGCAGAGCGCCCGGAAGUUGUUGCGCAAACCUGGUGGCUCGGAACAACGGCAAAAACAUGCUGUACAGACCUCCCCCAGUCCCUGUAAACAAAAGUGGAUACCGUCAGUAGGCUCUAGGACAUUACUGGAUGAUAUCUAUCCAGGGUUUCACCUCUUGUUUUUUUUCCAUUUUUGAGGGAUUUUGUUGACAGGCGUAUUGGCCUGUCUCAGAUGUAAUGUAAGAGGGUUUCCUUCUCUGCUCUUAGCAGAGUUAUCUCCUAUGAUCUUGUCCAUGAGACAUUGGUUCGUGUAAAUAAUAGUGAUGUUGUAACCACUUCAAAAGAUCCA
Molecule: messenger RNA, 810 nt
Organism: Zea mays
Lineage: Eukaryota; Viridiplantae; Streptophyta; Magnoliopsida; Poales; Poaceae
Exons: 2
Coding region: 123-593 (156 amino acids)
Source: RefSeq, marked validated